UACUGUGUAGAACUGUUACAGAGAGUGUUUACACCGAUCAAAAGUUAAAACAUUUUAUCUAAUCAGUGAACAGUAGCUAGGCAAUUUUGACAGCUCUUUCAAUGUAAUUUGCCAGGUGAAAUCCAGCGCUUGUUACCUGAAGAUACCACAGAACAGUUUUGUAGAGGAAUUUAGGUGCCAAAUCAAUUUAGAUUUCAUUGGGAUUUCUAAAACUGUUCAGUUAUACGGGUGCAUUUGAUAUACGAAGAAUUUUUCAUUUACCAUUAUCGGUGCGUAAAAGCCAAAAUGAAGGUGGAAUUCUAUGAAUAAACGUGGUGAUAUUUAGGAAAUGAGUCUUGAGAAAAUGGACAGCCCAGUUUGGCGGGGAAGAAAUAAGCAUGGGAAUGAAAUUUCAGGAGUUAGUAAUAUUAAGCAUGAAAAAGGUAGCCCCUGUCGAAUGUGUACUGGAGUUGAUGCGGAUGAUAAAUUAGAAAAUGAAUGCGAUUGCAAACCCGAGACUCAAGAUAUAGAAUGUGCUAGGCACUGUUCUGGCAGAGAUAUAAAUGUAAUUAUAGAUAACAACAAUACAGAUGGAUCUAUAGAUAUAAAGUGUAAUUCUCUCAAUGAAAAAUCAGUGAAAAAAGGCACCGAUCACAUGCAGUUUACCGUGACUGAAGUUACAGAUUCCGAUCUUGCCAGUAUUUCACCCAGUGAUAGUCAACAUCCGAUAUUCGACAGUAUAGAUGAACAUUCCGAACUGCUAUGUGCUCCUGAAUCCCCGAUCUCACCCACAGAUACACUGACAAAUAACAGCAUAACAGCCUUGCUCUCCAGUAAAUGGCAGGAUCUAUCUAGAAGGAUUAAAGAUUACAGUGUCAAAACAAGAUUUAGGAAAAGAAUUGUGUCCAAGUGGGAGAGCCUGAACUAUGAUACAAUUGAAAAUGAACUACAUCGGCAGGAGAAAGAGAAACCAAACGUAAAAAUGGAGAUAAUCUAUCGCUGGGUGAUUGCCUUUUUCACAGGCCUAUGCACCGCCUUGCUAGCAACUGUCGUUCACAUUGUUGUCGAGACCGUCGGACAUGCCAAGUUUAAGCUUAUACAAAACCUAUUGGACAGAUGUUCAAAAGAAGAGUGUCUGUGGCAGCCAACCUUGGUAUGGAUUGGUAUCAAUGUUGCAGUAUCCUGUAUUGGGGCAGCAUUGAUUGUUUAUUUUCAGCCGAUGGCAUUCGGCGGCGGCGUUCCAUACAUCAAAUCCUACCUAAAUGGAGUGAAGAUUCCAGGUUUGCUGACACUUGAAUGUUUUGUUGCUAAAGUAGGAGGCGUGAUCAUGUCAAUUUUAGGAGGUCUUGCAUGUGGAAAGGAGGGUCCUAUGGCUCACUCUGGAAGUAUAAUUGCUGCAGGUCUAGGUAAAGGCAGAGUCAGACUUCCUUGUAGGAAGAAACGAUUUUCAAUAUAUGAAGGAUUUCGUGAUGACCAUGAAAUACGAGAUUUUGUAUCGGGAGGCGCGGCAGCAGGGGUUUCCGCUGCCUUUGGGGCUCCGGUAGGGGGCACACUCUUCUCCCUUGAAGAGGCUGCAAGCUUCUGGAGUAAUGCGCUUACCUGGAGGGUGUUUUUCUCAGCUAUGAUCGCCUGUUUCUUUACUAAUUUACUACUGAGUGCAUUUCACGGAACACCAUUACGUCUGUCUGCCCCUGGUUUAGUCAGAUUUGAUGUUUUUCCAAGUUUACAGUUUGACUUGAUGGAAAUUCCAGUUUUCUUGUUAAUGGCUGUUGUAGGGGGUCUUUUAGGUGCUGUUUUUGUUGUGCUCAACUAUAAACUUACAGUUUUUAGAAACAGAUUUAUAAAGUUUAAGUGGAUGCGGGUAGCAGAAGCAGGUCUUAUAGCCGCCAUAGCUGGAUUGUUAUCAGUUGUUAUGUUUGCAAAUAUUAAUUCUUGUACCGACAAGAAACCAUUUGAUGGUGGGACCAUAGUAGCUCAGGUGAAAUGUCCAGAAAAUGAACACCAUUCUCUUUCUACAUUGUUACUAGCAACGCCAGAAGGAUGCCUAAAAGCUCUUCUAAACGAUCCGUUUGCUUCUUAUGGGCCGGUGACUGUAUCCGUCUUUGCGGUUAUUUUCUUUUUCCUUGCUGUAUUUACGUAUGGUCUGAGUGUAUCUAGGGGUGUGUUUAUUCCCUGUCUUGUGAUUGGUGCGGCGUGGGGGAGGCUGUUUGGUAUGGCUGUCGUGCAUAUAUUCCCUGGAGACAAGGAACAGUAUGAGACUGACAUAGGAAAGUAUGCACUUAUUGGUGCGGCAUCUCAGCUUGGUGGGGUACUGAGAGCCACGAUCAGUUUGUCUGUGAUGAUUGUAGAAUGCACGGGCGAGGUGUCCUUCGGGCUUCCUAUAAUUCUAGUGCUCAUGAUUUCCAAAUGGGUGGGAGAUUUUAUAUCUACGGGUCUGUAUGAUAUGAAUAUAGAAGUUCUAGGACUGCCAUUGCUACCCUGGGAUCCACCAGCCCUCUGUGAUACUAUCAAAGCUAGCGAUUUGAUGAAUUCUCCCGCUUUAACGUUAAACAAGAUAGAGAAAGUAGGCCGAAUAGUGGAAAUUCUUAGGAACGAAACAUUCUGUGGAUUCCCUGUAGUAAAUUGUAACGGCAAGGAUAACAGAGCCAGUAAAGUGUGUGGAUUAAUUUUGCGGUCGCAACUUCUUGUUUUACUUAAACACAAGGUAUUCAGUCCGCCAGAUUUGAUGCAGCCAAAUACAGUUAGACUAAAAGAUUUCCGGAAAUAUUAUCUACAGAAUUUAAAAAUCGAGGAUAUAGAUAUUUCUACAGAAGAGAUGAGUUAUGUGAUGGAUUUAAGACCAUACCUUUCCCCAAAUCCAUAUACAGUUGGUCCGACGUUUUCACUUCCACGAUUGUUCAGACUUUUUCGAGGUCUUGGUCUUCGUCACUUAAUUGUAGUCAACGAUUGCAGAGAGCCAAUAGGCAUGAUAACCAGAAAAGACUUGGCGAAAUUCAGAGUUGAAUCAAAACGAGGUUUGCUCAAAGUUGAACAGCUAAAUAUUGAAGAUAAAUAAGAAGUAUGGUGAACGACGAACAACUCGGACAUUCAAAAUAAGACAGUUCUGACAUCUCGUAUUUAAAAGAAUGGUUUAAGGACAUAUGUUUCCGGUCGUCUCUCUUUAUUAUUGGGACACACUACGAGUUACUUUUAACUUUACGAUAAGGAAAUUAUUAACACAGUUUGUAAUGAUAGAUAUUAUUUUUUAAACAAUUUUACGAUUCCAAUUCAUUUUAGUAGGAGCCUCGGUAGCCAGGUGGUUAAAGUGGCUCAAUCAAACCGAGCCUGCAACAUUUUCAUUUUUAUCGUGUUGGGCGACCUAUCGAGUAUUCUAUAUCACUUGCCUCUGACCGCCGUGGUUCUAAAACCCGCUUGAAAAGUAGAAUUGUUUCUUGUAAGGAGACCGCCCAGCUGGCUUACCGAUAGUCAGUGGUUCUAACCCAUGCGCCGAUCCGUGAUGAAACACGGCCCAGAGCCGUUGGUCUUUCUCCACUACAAAAAGUUUGGAAAUUGCCGUAUAACCUAUAUUUGUGUGGAUGUGAUUUUAAACACAACAAAAACAACAAAAAAGUAUUUAAUUUCCAUAUUUUAUUAUAUCUAUUUAGAAUAUUUCUGUUUAUAUAAUCUUGCCUGUCAUUAUUAUCUUGAACGUUCAACAUGAUGAAGCGUUUGUAUGUCGUCUUACCAUAUGGUGUUUAAGGUUAUUCUUAUUUUGCACGUUUGAUAAGUCGGAAGUAAUGGCAUUUUUCCGGAUAACGUAGAAUAAAACCUGGGCUUGGUAGUCGGAAAUGUAAAACAUUUUGUGAAUUAAAUGCAGUCCGUGCAUACAUUUAUUACAACGGCAAUAUUACUAUUUUUCUAAACAUGAAAUAUGGUAUUUAAUCGAUUCAAACGAUAAUUAUUCUAAAUAAUGUCUUAAAUUAGCUUGAAAGUCGCUAUUCUCUUUAACCAAGGGCAAAUAUAACAAAAUCAAGCUCAGGGACCUAUACAUUUUAUUUCACCAUAUUUUAGACCAUUUGUUCAUUUAGUAUGAAGUUUCUUUAAAAUCUACUUUGCAGAAAAAAUCUAUUCACGACAAGGAUAUCGCAAUUGUGAUUUGCCAUAGAUUCCCAUUAUUUGCCGAAUUUUUAAAAUAUAAUUCUGAAAAAAAUAGGGUUUAAUAAAAUUCUACUUUGCAGAAAACGUUAAGUGUAAUCUGCGUUAGUUUUGAUUUACAGAAUAAAAAUAGAUUUAUAAACUUUUUUGAACAUCCCGCUAUAGAUAAUAUUAAAAAGUUCAUUUAAGACGGCCGUGCCUGUCAUAUAAAUAAUUCCAGUACGGUAUAUGUAUGUACUGGAAGUAACUAGGCACUUACAUGUAACUAAGCAAUGAAUAAUCUGAAAAUAUUUAUUUAUUGAAUGGUUUGAGUAAAAACUCUUGCCUGAUGUAUGAAAAACCGGUGACCAGUAGUUUUGACAAUUGACCGGCAAACAAUCCAGUAAGUGUUUUAUUACAUAACAUGAAAAAUUAAUUUUCGAGAUUUAUUUUCAAAUUUUUAACUUGUAAGUCCAGUAAGCAUGUGUUGAAUAUAGACCGGUCAUAUAGCACAAAAUGUGGACCGGUGGUUUAUAUAAUGAGACCUGUAAUAAUAUAUUCCAGAUUGACCAUACAUACUGAAAAUAUUGUCAGCAUUUGUGAAGAAAUUUGUCUUAAAAACAGACGUGUUGAAAUAGGGCAAUUUUGCUAAAUCAAAUGCACGUAGGGUUGGUAAACGGAACCAUCUGGUCCAACUGUAAUCUAACAAAAGUUUAAUGAUGAUACACCUUCUGCAUACAUAUGAUUACGAUUUGUGAAGACAUAUGAUUACUACAGUUUUAAUAUAGUGAGACACUCUAUUUGGCAUCAGUCGAUAUUAACACAUUAUUGGUAUAAAAAUCAUUUCUAAAUAUCAUACGGAUUGACAACUAAAUAGAAGUGCCUAAAUGUAAUAAUUAUAGAGGAAAUGGCAUUUGUGAUAAAUCAAGGGCUCAUAACCCUUGACCUCCUAACCUUAUCUGGUCAAUAAUCCAACAUACCACAUACACGCAUUCUGUAACAAUUUUAUAAGGACUGAUGAAAACAUUUUGGUGUUAUGGUGUAAUUACUGUGAAAACUAACUACGAAAUUCCUUUGAUAAAUCAAUUGUUAUGAAUUUGGAACUAAAUAUCUCAGCUGAUACACUAAUCUGGGAAUGUAAUGAUGGGUUUCUAUAUAGUCCUAACUACAAGACAAACAUCAUGAUAUAUGUUAACAAAUGUAGUAGACGUUUACAUUUAUCCUGUAAGAAUUAAAUAGAGGAACAGGCAAAGUUUUCAUUAGAACAUGCUUUUAUUUAUAUUCCAUGAUAAAUAAGUAGAAAAGGCCAAUGAAUUCAGUGUGAAGUGUGAAUCAAAACCAUAAAUACUAAAAACGGCAUUUCUUAUAUAUAACGCCCUAAAACGACCACAUGUAUAGAUAUGUGACUAUGGUCCCAUUGAAUGUAGCUAGGAUUACCGCUGGACAAUGUCUAUUGCCCUUCCUCAAAUUUGGGUGAGCAGCUGACUUCUCUUAGUCCGCUUCCAAUGCACAUAUCAAAAUAAACAACAUAAUGUAUAUGUAAAAGUUAAAAUAUACAAAAUAAUCAGUACCAGGCCUACAUAACUAUUGCGCUAGUCUGAAAACAUAAUGGUGUCAGCAAUGGUUAUAUAUUGUAUUUACAUAGUGGUACUAUUUAGACAUAGUUUUAUCAACCAAACAUUGUGAUACUCGUCACUAGUUGAUUGUUCUGGUGUAGAUCAUCAGUACACAAUAGUACAUGUAUAUACAAAUAAAUGGCGCUUGUACAGGCAUCAGAAUUUUUAUACCGAUGAGGCGCGUAUUUUCCCGCUGUCUUGCAGUGUAAGUCCGGUGUUUGGUCGGUAAGGGAAUAUGUUAGACAUCGUCUGGACGUUCGGAUAAGUUGGUCCUAGAAAAAAAAUUAUACAUUAAAAAAUCUAUAUAUGUUAACCAUCAUGAUUUGAUUAGUGCAGUAGGGGGAAACAUUUCUGUCACUUGUAUACAACUUUGCGUCAUCGCAACCAUAUAUUUGGACAAAUCAAGCAAUGCUUUGAUGAAAUCUUAUCACAGUGCUGAGUUUUCCAAGACUGGCGGUAUUCGAUAAAUAUGAAGCGUAUGAAAUUAGUAAAAAUGUUUUCCGUUAGAAAAUUUAUCUAGAUGUAAUAAGAACAUAAAAUAAAAUCUGGAAAGUAGAUCCCUCGAAAGCACCGAGAACAAGGCAAAAAGUGAAAAUUGCAGACUAGGUUUGAUUGAGUCUGUUCACGAGCAGUAAUGGAAAAUGCAACACUGCCCACGCCCCCUAGCACCGGCUUAAGCAGUAUUCAAUCUUCAAAUCUAAAUGAGUUGAAAUCAAUGAUCCCGAAGGACCAGAAAGUAUAACAACACUGAGAUGAAGUCGGGGCGACUUUUUACGGCCGCCAGCCGAAUAUUUCUUAGCAAAAGUCUUAGCUCGAAAUUUUUAAGCGCAUCAUUCUUUUCACGUAAGUUUUUAAAAACAAAAUAGAUUUUGUGUACUCAUGAUGACAACACCAUAAGAGUUGUUUUACAAACCUUCUACUGUAUGUAUAAUUUGCAAGGUACUAACUGUGCGCUAAUAUUCGGGCUUUAAGUCGUCAACAUUUGUAUCACUGUCUUGUACCAUUUGUUCCACACGUUUGUUUGCUACAGUAAGAAUAUGACCAGUGUUUGCAAUGCUUCUCAUAUUAUUAACAGUCAAUUUUCUAAUCUCUUUUGUUUCCAUGAUAAUGUCGUAACCUCUUUCAAGUGUCUGUUUGACCUCAACAUUCAUCAUUGAAUCUAGCCCAAGGUCACCUAAACUUGCAUCAGGGUUUAAGGCAUUCGGUUCACUGAUUCCUGCAAAAAAAACUCAAAGUGCCAUAAUUAUCAAUACAGUCAAACAAUAAGCAGAUCAUAUUUUCUUCGUUCCUCAUAUCACUUAAAGCUUUUUUUCUAAACUUUUGCAGUCGUACAAAACCGCCUCGUACUUGGACUCAGAGCUAUUAUUUCUACUCCUAAUGGAUAAUGUAGUCCACUUAAUGUCAUUUUGUAAUACAGUUC
Mercenaria mercenaria is the source of this 7128-nucleotide messenger RNA. RefSeq names its product H(+)/Cl(-) exchange transporter 7-like. Bases 329 to 3034 code for a protein of 901 amino acids. Gene Ontology annotation, biological process: chloride transport; transmembrane transport. The transcript is spliced from 23 exons. Gene Ontology annotation, cellular component: lysosomal membrane; intracellular membrane-bounded organelle. Gene Ontology annotation, molecular function: voltage-gated chloride channel activity. NCBI's taxonomy places the organism in Eukaryota, Metazoa, Mollusca, Bivalvia, Venerida, Veneridae. The record is from RefSeq and is a predicted model, not a curated record.